CGACUUCUCUAUCUCGGCUUUACCGUUGAACUGAUGCUCAGAAGUCAAACAAUCCUAGUGGCAUUCCCGAAUAUCGUACAGAAAUCAGAGGGCAUUUAUAAAUCCAUCAAUCAUAAUUAAUUCAGAGAAGAUCCAACUUCGCCAUCUAGAAAAUCCCCAAUUCCCCUGCGAAGACUCUAAGCAGAAGAACAAGAAACAGACACAAAUUUUAGAGAGAGAUCACUGUGAAGCAUUUCUGCGGAAAAAGCGUGAAAGAUAGAGUUUUGUCGCUUUAAUGGCGGAGGAGAAGCAAAGCGACGAGAGCGUGAAGCUGUUCGUAGGUCAAGUGCCGAAGCACAUGACUGAAGACCAGAUUCUCGCAAUGUUCCAAGAGUUUGCGCUCGUAGACGAAGUCAACAUAAUUAAGGAUAAGACCACGCGUGCUUCUCGAGGAUGUUGUUUUGUGAUUUGUCCGUCGAGUGAAGAAGCCGACAAGGCAGUGAAUGCAUGUCACAACAAGAAGACGCUUCCUGGGGUUAGUAUUAUUUACUGUAAUUUUGUUUCGUUUUAUUUAUGUUGAAUUGUAUUGUCUUUUAAGCGCUUAAAAUGGAAAAGAUUACUUACAUUAAUUUAAUAUAACUGCGGACUACAUGCUUUGAGAAGUGUCUGAUUCAGACAGCUAAUUGCUUGUUUAUGAAAACUUUGGUCACUGUUUUAUUUAAUGAAGUUGAAACUUUUUGAAUUAGUUCUAGGCCUUGCAUUAAUAUCUUCGUGGUUUAGAAAAUAAGUAGGACCAUCUCAUUUAUGGUUAUUUUAAAUUCAGAAGUAGCUAAUACUGUUAGGAACACUAGUUAGUUUAAUAUUGACUCCAAUUUUAGAUUCAGGUGUAGCAAGGUUAAGUCACAUUGUAGGUUAAGAUGCCACAGUAAUCCCUGCAUAUGAUUCUGAUAAGUAACUCUCGAUGGUAGUGAGAGGUUUUGGCCCAUAAAAGGAGGAACUUGAAACUGGUAAUUAAGAAUUCUGUCAAAAUUUGAUUUCAUUCUGGAUUCCCAUUUUCCCCGAAUCUGUGGUGCGAGAUGAAGAUUAUCUAUGUAAUGGAAGCAGAGAGCUGAAAAGAAUUUUGGGGUCUUGUCACAAAAUUAUGGAGUAGAGUUGGCAUGGGACGAAUUGGUAAAACAUUUGAUUGGGAGCUUGUGAUGUUAAAAUCAGAAACAGGUGAAAAGGAAUAAGAACUCUAUGGUUACCAAAUAUAAAUGCUUUAGAAAGCUAUAGGAUUUUACCAAUGUAGAUUAACACAUUGGGGCUGAAGUAAACAUCAUGUGAGUAAGUGUGCUGUGGAAGUUGGAAAAGAUAAAUAUACAAGGAUUUCUCUGUUGUGCCAUCACCAUAUUGCACACUGCUUCAUUAUGAGCUACUUAACAUGUAUUAUCCUCUCACAAGCUGCAAUUACAUCUUCUUGUGUACAUCUAGCUUUUACAUGUAAGGUAUUCGAGAUACAAAUCAUGGCAACACACAAUUCUUUAGAUAGGUAUCACAAUAAUCGUAAUUUUGUGAAGUUAUAGGCAUUUAAGUCAUCUCUUUCCCUUUUUCUUGUUAAUAGAGCAAGAAAAAAAGAAAUUUUAAAGCGGAUAUUUAGGUCGUAC
This is a messenger RNA of Olea europaea var. sylvestris, 1622 nucleotides long. RefSeq names its product RNA-binding protein BRN1-like. Gene Ontology annotation, molecular function: RNA binding. The record is from RefSeq and is a predicted model, not a curated record. NCBI's taxonomy places the organism in Eukaryota, Viridiplantae, Streptophyta, Magnoliopsida, Lamiales, Oleaceae. Bases 275 to 559 code for a protein of 94 amino acids. The transcript has 2 exons.